Messenger RNA from Trichoplusia ni (cabbage looper), 1748 nucleotides. Its product is annotated as U3 small nucleolar RNA-associated protein 15 homolog. The record is from RefSeq and is a predicted model, not a curated record. Gene Ontology annotation, biological process: rRNA processing; positive regulation of transcription by RNA polymerase I. The coding region runs from base 120 to 1700 and encodes 526 amino acids. Gene Ontology annotation, cellular component: nucleolus. NCBI's taxonomy places the organism in Eukaryota, Metazoa, Arthropoda, Insecta, Lepidoptera, Noctuidae. Gene Ontology annotation, molecular function: protein binding. The transcript has 4 exons.
GUAAAUGUCAAUGUCAGAAGUCAAAACAACGUGCGAAUGUUAUGGUGUGAAAACACGGGUUUUAAAUUCAUCAUUUAAUGUGAUGAUAUAAUAUUUUUAGGUGACGCAAAUAAAUAAGCAUGGCGCAUAUUUCAUUUCCUUUCAAGAAAACAAACAAGACAGUUUAUCAGAAGCCGGCUUCUGUGAUAACAGAAGAUACUAUUUACUGGAAAAAGUUAGGGUUGCCAGUAUUAGUAAAGGAGUUUGGAGCUAUAGACUAUUUGGAUUUCAGUCCUGUAGAACCUUACUAUUUUGCAGCAACAUGUUCUGUUCGAGUACAGGUUUAUGACCCAAUAACAAAAGUAGUGGCAAAGAAUAUUUCAAAGUUUGUGGAAGCAGCAUAUGGCGGGACCUUCAGAGGUGAUGGAAGGCUUAUUGUGGCUGGAAGUGAAGAAGGAGCUGUUAAACUCUUUGAUGUCCAGUCUAAGAAUGUGCUCCGAGUCUUUGCAGGGCACACGGCACCUGUUCACAGAACAUUCUUCACUAAAGACCAACUCAAAGUCCUUAGUUAUUCAGAUGACAAAUCAGUUUCUAUGUGGGAUAUUUCAACAGAGGAGAAAAUUGCUAGUUUUUCUGAACACACAGACUACAUCAGAGCUGGAGCACCCAGCCCUAUAUCUCCAGACAUUAUUCUCUCUGGAAGUUAUGACCAUACUGUUAAGCUCUAUGACUGCAGGUCCAAUGAGGUUGUCCUCACCGUCAAUCAUGGCAGUCCAGUGGAAUCAACACUGUUCCUACCAUCAGGAGGCAUAUUCAUAAGUGCUGGUGGAACAGAGAUCAAAGUAUGGGACAUAUUCAAUGGUGGCAAGCAACUAGCAAGCAUUUCACAGCAUCAUAAAACUGUCACAACUUUAAGACUAGCUAGUAACAACAGCAGACUUAUGUCUGCGUCAUUGGACAGACAUGUUAAGAUUUACGACAUAUCUACCUUCAAAGUAGUUCACAACAUAGAUUUUCCUAAUGCUGUGUUGAGUAUGGCUAUAUCUAAACAUGACGAUACCCUAGCUGUUGGUAUGAUUGAUGGAAUUAUAUCAAUAAGAAAACGAGAGAAACCUGCAAGACAAUCUGAUGAAAAGAAAGGCCUCUUCAAAUUCGCCCCAGACCAUGUCAAUUCUGGUAUUAUAGAAGAAACUCAGCAAAAAACUAAAAAACCAAAACAUAAGAAUCAAGAGCCUGAAUAUGAUAAAUUCCUCAGAAAAAUGGAGUUCAGCAAAGCUCUUUCAACUGUUCUAAAAACCUAUGUAGCUACAAGAUUUCCAGAAAGGACAGCUGCUGUGAUACAAGAAAUGUUAAGAAGGAAAGUCCUUCAUGUUGCCAUGGAUGGGUUAAAUGAGAAAGAUAUUGGGACACUACUCAAAUACUUCAAGAAAAAUCUAGGAGAGACAAGGUUUACUAGAGUCAUCAUAGAUGCUUCUAAUGUGUUUGUUGAUGUGUUCCAGACACAAAUAAAAUCAUUUUCAGAACUUAAUCUAUGGCUGUACACAUCAUUUAUGAAGGAGUUGUCAGAAGAAAUAGAAGUGUGUAAGAGAGUCAGUGAGUUAGAAGGUGCUAUAUGUAUGUUAAUGGCUGGAUCACAAAUCAGCAAUGGUGAAACUACAGAAUUAAAUGACACUUUAGCACCUUCAUCUAAAGCCCUUAAAGAAAUUGUAAUUGAUGUAUAGUUGGUGCACUUGAUUUAAUUUUAAUAAAGUUGUUUUAAGAAAAUCACA